GCCGCUUUAUUCCAUCUCGCGAACAAAAACUGCUGCAACUACCAAAAAUGUUGUUUCAAUUCAUGACGACGAACACAGCUAUUUACGAGGUCAUGUUAUUAGAGGAAAGAAUCUAUACCCAUUUUCUGCUGCACUAGUGGCUGUGUGGGAUACUCUGGCUAUGAUAUUAGGUGCUAAACCUCGUUAUAACACCGUGGAGUUUAGAGACGUUUACCUGUACGCGAUGCCGCCAAUACACGAGCAGAGACGUCUCCAGCUUAGCGUUACGUUGCAAAGAGGAACUGGUCGUUUUGAGGUUAUGGAUAACAAUAGGCAAGUAGCUCGCGGAUUCAUACUCAAUCAACUCAAGGAGAAUAAGAAAGCAUUUAUUCUGUCCUUCGAAUCUAAAGAGAAGUUAGAAUUCAAAUGUGAAGAUGUUUAUAAGAUGCUGCAAGAGAGAGAUUAUCAGUACAAAGACGAAUUUCGCUCUAUUCACAAAGUUAAUCCAACUUUCACUGAAGCUCAAAUAACGUGGAAUAACAACUGGGUAACAUUUUUAGAUGGUAUUUUACAAUUACAUAUUCUUAGAGGCACAUAUGAUUCUGUUUGCCAGCCUUACCAAUUAAGACGACUCACCAUCGACAUCAAAGAGCAUUUUAAUAAUAAACUUUUGACUACUGAUAAUAAAAGCGUUAUGCUUGCAAAUAUAUUCGUAAAUGACCUUACCACUCGAUGUGGAGGAGUGGUAAUAGAAGACAUUCAAUUACGUAAGUUGCCUGUACACGAUGAAGGGACUGCGGCAUUAAGGAUAUUGAGAUUUAUACCUCGUUUCUUGUCUCAUACUGACAUUUGUACAGCAAUAGAAGUCUACCUACAAAUAGUGUCAGAAAACAUUAAUAAAGAUGCUAUAACAGUCGUGGGACUUUUUGAUUCUCAAAAAUAUUCCAAUGUAUUUGAAGUUAUGAGAGACAUUUAUGAUGAUAUACCUGGACUGAUUGUAAAUUAUGAGGAUGCUACAGGGGAAAAGAUUUUAGAAAUGAGGGACUACUUUUUGACUGAUGUUGAUCUCGUUUUAGUGCAAAAUCUUGCAGCAGAUGAAAACUUACGUCAAAUGCUUUACCAUGUCCUUCCUCGCGACAUAUUCAUUAUAAGCAUCGAAGAACCUAUGGCCAAUGCUCCGCAGUUAACUUUAUACAACGUUGUGUCUACACAAAAUGUUAAUAAUUCAAAAAUAGCUUUGGUGAAGUGGAGACCCGUGGAUACAACAUCGGCCACCACUGUGGUUACAGUGCGGUCUGAAUUAGAAUUGAGUAAUUUAACAGCAACUUGGAUGAAAUUGCCACAGAGACAUAAGCUCGUAAUAGUGUCACCGUAUCCUACAGUACCAGGACUGAAAGACUUUGUAAAGGACAAGAGAAAAGACUUAGAUCAUAAUCAAAUAUUUCUGGUCAUGACGUCAGAAAAGGAAACUCUAUAUCACAUACCUGAAUUGGAAUUGACAUACAGCGUAUUAAAAAAUAGUAUUUGGGGAGGAGAAUACUACAUAAAAUGGCGAGAAAACGUGUCGACCGUGGGAGGGAUUACUCUUCGCAGUGGAGCAAUUGGCAACCUCGAUACUUUGCGCUGGUUCGAACAAGCAGAAUCUACAGAAUCUGGCAUACCAGUGACGGUACAUUAUACAGCUAUAAACAAUCUCGACGUUAAAAAGGCCACAGGCAUAUCAGCAUUAUAUAGCCAAAAUAAAUCAUCUGAUGCUAGUUCUUAUGGCAUGGACUUCAGCGGAGUUACUGAUUG
This is a messenger RNA of Hyposmocoma kahamanoa, 1773 nucleotides long. RefSeq lists its product as uncharacterized. The annotation marks the transcript as partial. NCBI's taxonomy places the organism in Eukaryota, Metazoa, Arthropoda, Insecta, Lepidoptera, Cosmopterigidae. The record is from RefSeq and is a predicted model, not a curated record. The transcript has 8 exons.